Molecule: messenger RNA, 1092 nt
Organism: Sitodiplosis mosellana (orange wheat blossom midge)
Lineage: Eukaryota; Metazoa; Arthropoda; Insecta; Diptera; Cecidomyiidae
Product: BTB/POZ domain-containing protein 19-like
Exons: 2
Coding region: 1-1092 (363 amino acids)
Molecular function (GO): protein binding
Source: RefSeq, a predicted model, not a curated record
AUGUCAGACAAUAAAAGUGUUCUCUUGCAAACGAUUCAAAGUUCAUAUUUGAAUCCGGAUGGUGCUGAUGUUUGGUUUGUGUUUGAUGGCGAUCGAGUGCCAGGUCACAAAUUCCUUUUAACCGGAUUGAGCCCAUGGCUGAACAUAACGUUCAAUAGCUCGCUACCAGAGACUGGAAAUGUUGAUAUGACCAAUUCACAAGUGACAGUCGCUGCGUUUAAGGAAUUCUUACAAUUUUUCUACAUGGACGAUGUAACCCUAACAAUGGAAAAUAUUGAGGGUGUUAUUCACUUUGCCAAACAAUCGUUAUCGAAGGAUGUUUUUACGAAGUGUGAACAAUUCCUAAUCAAAUCGUUUACAAUGGACAAAAUAUUUUAUGGACACCAAUUGGCGCUACUGUACGAGGCGGAUGCACUGAAGGCGUUUUGCGAAGAUGAGAUCUGUGUCAAUGCAGAAGCAACAUUUAAAUCGUCAAGUUUUUUGGAUUUUCCGUAUUCGAUGCUGCUAACAAUUCUGAAAUUUGAUUCGUUGGUCUGUGAAGAAAAAGACAUUUUUGAUGCGUGCAUCGCAUGGGCAAAAGCGGCUUGUGAUCGCAACCAAAAAGAUUCAAAAAUACUCGAAAAUCUACGAGCCCAGCUGGAUGACUUAAUCUAUCAAAUUCGUUUUAGUUCAAUGACAGUAGACAAAGCAACCGAAUGCAUCAGAUCAUGUCGUGGACUAUUCACGGCCGCCGAAAUGGAGGAAAUCAUGUGUAUGGUCAACCGUAAAUUGGAUUUUAUAGAGAAAAAGUUCAAUUGGACACCACGGUAUUACAAUCCGAAGUCAGGCAGAGGUAAUCAAUUGCUCUGUUCACGAUAUUCAUCUUCUGACAAAACCAAUGAUGAAUAUAACCCCAGAGGGUCCGAAAAAAUAACAUUCACCUGCAAUCGACGCGUUGUAUUGAAUGGUUUCUAUUACGAAUGUUCGGGCUUCGAUGGUGAAUCGUUUACGGUCACAAUUACUGAAGCAAAAUCUGAAAAUGUGACUGAACGCUAUAAUCAAGAAGUGACGUUUGAUUAUGGGUCCGGAUUAGAGUUGACCAUGAUAUUGUGA